Callorhinchus milii (elephant shark) is the source of this 3223-nucleotide messenger RNA. RefSeq names its product leucine-rich repeat and fibronectin type III domain-containing protein 1-like protein. The record is from RefSeq and is a predicted model, not a curated record. The transcript has 3 exons. NCBI's taxonomy places the organism in Eukaryota, Metazoa, Chordata, Chondrichthyes, Chimaeriformes, Callorhinchidae. Bases 222 to 2525 code for a protein of 767 amino acids. Gene Ontology annotation, molecular function: protein binding.
AAUUUUAAAGGUCUCUGACCUCAGUGGGUGAGCGGGUUGAACAGACAGCUGAGCCAGUGAAGUGUAACCAGGCCCCAUCACUGAGUAAUCAGAAGUAUCAUCUCAUGCAAGACAGUCUUGUUUUUUUUUCCUUCUCCUUCUGUAAAGCCAAUUCAAUUACGUCCAAGAUGUUCUAAUAUGGCUCUCUUCUCUUCCCCCCAGGAUUGCCAAUCUGACUGACCAUGGAAAGCUUGCUGCUGUGUGCGCUGGUGCUGGUCCUGGGCGUGACAGUGACAGCCCAGCUGUGCCCCAAGCGCUGUGUGUGCCAGAACCUAUCGCCCUCCAUCGCCAUCCUCUGUGCCAAGACAGGGCUCCUGUUCGUGCCGCCCUUCAUCGACCGCAGGACGGUGGAGCUGCGGCUGACGGACAAUUUCAUCACCUCCGUCAGGAAGAGGGACUUUGCCAACAUGACCAGCCUGGUGCACCUGACCCUCUCCAGGAACACCAUCAGCCAGAUCAUGCCUCACUCCUUCGGGGACCUGCGGGGCCUGCGAGCUCUUCACCUGGACAGUAACAGGCUGACCAAGCUGGUGGACGCACAUCUGAGAGGCUUGGUUAACCUGCGGCACCUGAUCCUCAACAACAACCAGCUCAAUGCCAUUUCUGACGGCUCCUUCGACGACUUCCUGGGCUCUCUGGAGGACCUGGACAUGUCCUACAAUAACCUAGAGACCUUCCCAUGGGAGGCCAUCUCCAAAAUGGUCAACCUCAACACCCUGUCCCUGGAUCACAACCUGAUCGAUCACAUUGAGGAGGGCACCUUCUCUGUGCUGCACAAACUCAGUCGCUUGGACAUGACGUCCAACAGGCUACACAAGCUGCCUCCUGACCCUCUCUUCCUCAGGACCCAACUGCUCGUGAAUACGCGAGGCUCGCACUCCUUCUCACUGGUGCUCAGCUUUGGGGGCAACCCUCUGCACUGUAACUGUGAGCUGCUCUGGCUCCGACGUCUGAUGCGAGAGGACGACCUGGAGACGUGUGCCUCCCCACCUCACCUGAUGGGCAAAUACUUCUGGUCCAUCGCUGAGGAGGAGUUCAUCUGUGAGCCUCCGCUCAUCACCAGGCUCCAGGCAACAAAGACAUUUGUCAUGGAGGGUCAGGGCGUGACCUUGAAGUGCAAGGCGGUGGGCGAUCCUGAUCCCUCUAUCCUAUGGAGCCUGCCCGAGGGCAAACUCGUCUCCAACACCUCCCGGACCAUCAUCUACGACAACGGCACCUUGGACAUCCUGAUCACCACCCUCAAGGAUAACGGCAGGUUCGCCUGCAUCGCCUCCAACGCUGCGGGCGAGUCUGCCACCAAUAUCACCAUCGGGAUAAUCCCGUUGCCCCACUUUGUCAACCUAACCCAGCACAUCAAGGUCCCCGACCCCGGCUCCUCUGACAUCAGCACCUCCAGCAAACCUGGCGCUCCCUCCAACUCCAGCGACACCAAGUCUACCCAGGACAAGAAGGUCACGGCCUCCGAGCUGACCACCACCUCAGCACUGGUGCGUUGGCCCUCGCAGCGCUCUAUCCCCGGCAUCCGCAUGUACCAGAUCCAGUACAACAGCUCGUCCGACAACACUCUGGUCUACAGGAUGAUCCCGUCCACAAGUCAGCUCUUCCUGGUGAACGACCUGGCUCCGGGCCGGGACUACGAGCUGUGUGUGUUGGCCGUCUAUGAUGACGGGAUGACCACACUGACAGCCACACGGGCUGUGGGCUGUGUGCGCUUCACCACGGAGCAGGAGUACACCCAGUGCCACUCUGUCCACACCCAGUUCCUGGGGGGCACCAUGAUCAUCAUCAUCGGGGGCAUCAUCGUGGCCUCGGUCCUCGUCUUCAUCAUCAUCCUCAUGAUCAGAUACAAGGUGUACAGCAGCGGCCUGGGCGACAGCAAGGCUGUGGGCACCAACGUGUACUCACAGACCAACGGCAACGGCAGCCACAAUGGGGCCCUGGACAGGUCCUGCUCCAAGCCGGAGGGACCAGGUGAGUCGGUGCCUGAGGCAUUGGUUGAGUUACCCGACCAGUCGCAGACGGUUGUUUUAAGCGUGAUGUGUGAGAAAGCUGGUGGGGCUCACACCACCGCCAGCGCCACCGCCUCUUUACCGCAGGCACAGAGGAGGCGGGUACAGCCGGGCGCGACAGGACAGCACCAACACCAGCAGCAGCUCGAGCCACAGACGUCAUCAGAGGAGGGACACACAGAAGCAAGCACGACUGACUCCAGCAUGUCGGUCUGCCUGAUUAGCUCGAGCCGGGGCACUCUGCCUGGCCGGGGGAAACCGGCUAAAUUAAGCAAUAUAUCUCUCCUGCCCCGCGAGAUAUCGAGAACCCAACAUAGACACUCGUUUGAUGGAGAUUAUUCUCUGUUCCAGAGCCACAGUUACCCAAGGCGAGCCCGGACUAAGCGAAGCCUGACCGGCAGCGGGCAGCAGUUACACUGUGAGGACCGGAGAGGCACAUUCAGCAGCACUGAGUGGAUGCUCGAGAGCACCGUGUGAGCUACGCCAACAGGACAUUACUGAGUCCAGCCCUCCACAUUGGCACAUGCCAACGCUACACAGAGGAGCCGAACACUUGUGGUUGAUUCCCCACCCCGUCAUCCCCAACUCCCCUCUCCACCGAACAUCUGUAGUGGUGCCUUUAAACUGCUGGCUUGCAGAAUCUAACCCGGGACUAGACUGACUACACAUGCCUGCGAGAGAGGAACAGGCAGCUGCGGGGAGGGAGAGAGGCUAGACCCCAGCUCUCUCUCUGAUAUCUAGGUGGUUUUCCUUCUCUUCUACCCCCCACACACACAUCCACAGCCCCUCCCCCGACCGGACCACCGCCCCUCCUCUGACCCUUCACAGAUAUAAGCAGGAGAAGCUCGGUGAAUUGUUAACUGAUGUGAUCCCGGGACAGGAUAGGGACAGGGACAGGGGAGCACAGGAUGGAACAGCAUGGGACGGGUGUUUUAGGACAUCCACAGUACUGUUGCCACAAGACUUGUUGAGACCAGAAUAAAGAUCCACUGGAAACGUGUGAGAGCAAAAGGGCGGCGCUGGGUGACGGGAGCAAGCCAGGGUUCCUCAUCCCCACAACACGUACCAACCCAGUGAUUCCCCCGUUUAAUAAUGUACAGUAUCCUGCUGGUCUGGAUGAACUUCUGUGUCUGUGUAAUAUACAUAUAUCUCUCUAUACAUCUUUAUACAGAUAU